AGUCUAAAUCAAGCCUCAGUUUGUCUCACAGUAGCAAAACAGACAUGGAGGUGGCUGGAUUUGGGACGCUGCUUCUGAUCUUCAGCAUAACAUUCUUGGUGACUCUCUGGAUGAGAAAAGGACAAAAAUCUGGAACCCCCCCUGGUCCACGACCACUACCUCUUCUGGGAAACAUCCUACAGAUUGAUUUCAAGAACAUAGUGAAUGAGUUUGUUCAGCUCGGCUCUCAGUAUGGCCCUGUUUCCAUGGUGUACUUGGCCCAGAAGCCGGUGGUCGUAUUAAAUGGGUAUGAUGUGGUGAAAGAGGCUUUUGUAGAACAUGGAGAUGUUUUCAGUGAUCGUGGGAACAUAGCCAUUACAGAUAUUGCUUUCAAGGGAUAUGGAGUUGUAUUCAGUAAUGGAGAUCGGUGGAAGCAGAUGAGGCGGUUCUCACUCAGUACCUUGAGGCAAUUUGGAAUGGGAAAAAGAAGUUUGGAGUCCCGGGUACAGGAGGAGGCCAAGUGUCUAGCAGAGGAAUUCAAGAAGAAAGGUGGGGAACCAUUUGAUCCCACCGUCCUCCUAAGUCUGGCAGUCUCCAAUGUUAUCAGUUCUAUUGUCUUUGAUCAACGUUUUGACUAUGAAGAUAAUGAAUUUCUGUCUAUGUUGAAACUCUUACAAGAGGCUUUCAGAAUUGCAUCCUCAACUUGGGCUCAGAUCUUUAGCUUGGCACCAAAACUCCUAAUGCAUUUCCCGGGUUCUCACCACAAAGUGCUCAAGAAUUUUGACAAGCUGAAAGAGUAUGUGAUAGGAAAGGUGAAAUUACAUGAAAGGACAUUAGAUAAAAACUGUCCCAGAGAUUUCAUUGACUGCUUUCUCAUAAAGAUGGGACAGGAGAAAGACAAUGCUGCUACGGAAUUUAAUCAUGAAAAUCUGUUCGUUACCAUAAUUAACUUAUAUUUUGCUGGGACAGAAUCCACCAGUACCACACUGAGAUAUGCAUUACUCAUCCUGCUAAAAUAUCCUGACAUUAGAAAAAAGAUCCAAGAUGAAAUUGACAAGGUGAUUGGCCAGAGUCGCUGUCCAACAAUGGAGGAUAGGUUUAAAAUGCCAUACACAGAUGCAGUGAUUCAUGAAAUCCAGAGAUUUAUAGAUCUUUUACCACAAGGGGUCCCACACUCAACCAACCAGGAUAUAAACCUGAGAGGAUAUCACAUUCCAAAGGGUACAACAGUAUUCUCCAUGUUAACCUCCGUCCUGAAAGAUGAAAAAUAUUUCAAGAAUCCACAGAAAUUUGAUCCAGGACAUUUCUUAGAUGAUCAGGGCAAUCUAAAGAAAAAUGAAGCCUUCAUACCCUUCUCUAUAGGUAAGCGAAUCUGCUUAGGAGAGGGUCUGGCACGCAUGGAGAUUUUUCUAUUCCUCACAUCCAUUUUGCAAGUGUUUGACCUGAAAUGCAACAUGGAACCUGAAGAUAUUGACAUCUCUCCUGUACCCAACAGAAUCAUCAAUAAUCCUCAACCUUACAUGCUUUCUAUGAACAAACGCUGAUCCAGUACCUUACAAUAAACAGAUUCAUAUAGUA
This is a messenger RNA of Pseudophryne corroboree (corroboree frog), 1557 nucleotides long. RefSeq names its product cytochrome P450 2C23-like. The record is from RefSeq and is a predicted model, not a curated record. Gene Ontology annotation, cellular component: cytoplasm; intracellular membrane-bounded organelle. Gene Ontology annotation, molecular function: iron ion binding; arachidonate epoxygenase activity; heme binding. The transcript has 9 exons. The coding region runs from base 45 to 1523 and encodes 492 amino acids. Gene Ontology annotation, biological process: epoxygenase P450 pathway; xenobiotic metabolic process. NCBI's taxonomy places the organism in Eukaryota, Metazoa, Chordata, Amphibia, Anura, Myobatrachidae.